This is a messenger RNA of Toxorhynchites rutilus septentrionalis, 1583 nucleotides long. RefSeq names its product guanine deaminase (gene DhpD). Gene Ontology annotation, cellular component: cytosol. The coding region runs from base 17 to 1489 and encodes 490 amino acids. The record is from RefSeq and is a predicted model, not a curated record. NCBI's taxonomy places the organism in Eukaryota, Metazoa, Arthropoda, Insecta, Diptera, Culicidae. The transcript has 4 exons. Gene Ontology annotation, biological process: guanine catabolic process. Gene Ontology annotation, molecular function: zinc ion binding; guanine deaminase activity.
ACCGCUUCUUUCAUGAAUGAAGCGAGCAGGAAAACAACACAUGUUUUCACACAACUCGUCAUUCGUUGAGGAACGGUCGAUUCGGUGUGUUACUUUGUUAGACAAUUCAGCAAUGCGAAAGGUGUUUUUUGGCAAAAUCGUUCACUCGAAAUCUUUCGACGAACUUGAAGUUAUCGCCGAUGGUUUUCUGGCUGUACGGGAUGGAAAGAUAGUUGACAUCGGAGCGAGAGCGGGGCAUGAAUCGCUUCCGGAGAGGGACUCGUACGAGCCGGUGACCCUUGCAGAGUCACAGUUCCUGCUGCCCGGUUUCAUCGAUUGCCACAUUCAUGCUCCCCAGUGUCCGAAUAUAGGGCUGGGGAUGGACAAGGAUCUGCUUGGGUGGCUGAAUGCGUACACGUUCCCACUGGAAGCGCAGUACCGGGAUGGUGAAUUCGCGCGUCAAGUUUACAGCGCCGUGGUGCGUGAUACGAUCGCCAGUGGGACCACCUGUGCUUGCUACUUUGCGACGAUUUACAACGAAAGCAACAAGGUGCUGACCGAGGAGAUCAUCCGCCAGGGACAGCGAGCGUUCGUCGGGAAGGUUUCCUCCAAUCGACUCUGCCCGGAUUAUUAUGUUGAGUCCUCCACCGAAACUUCCAUACGGGAUAAUAUUGACUUCAUUGAGUUCGUACUCUCGAAAAAUGUUGAUCGAGUUAAGCCGAUCAUUACUCCGCGAUUUGCAAUUACGUGUGAUAUGGAGUUGAUGAAAAAACUGGCAGAAUUAGCCAAACGCUAUGAACUCAACAUAACAUCGCACAUCUCGGAGAGUAUCGGGGAAAUCAAGGCGAUCGGGGAGUUUUAUCCCGAGCACAAGCACUACACGGAUGUGUACGAUGAUGCUAAGCUAAUGACCAGCCGCUGCUUGAUGGCACACGGAGUACAUCUGAAGGACACAGAACUGAAGGUUUUCAGCGCCAGGGGAUCGUCGGUAGCACACUGUCCAACGUCGAACACUUGUUUGGGGUCAGGAUUGUGUGAUGUUAAGCGUUUGUUAGCCGCGAAGGUGAAGGUGGGACUGGGCACAGAUGUUUCCGGGGGCAAUAGGAUGGGAAUAUAUGAUGUUAUGAGAAGUGCCUUGGAUGUGUCCCAUCAUUUGAGUAUGAUGAAGAAACAGGACGUUAAAGGAACUGGCAAGGUGACACCAGUCACCAAAGAAAACGAGGAAUAUACACCAAUGAACUAUAAGCAAGUUGUUUAUCUGGCGACGCUUGGUGGUGCAGAAGCUUUGUCAAUCGAGGAGAAGGUGGGCAACUUUGCGAUUGGUAAAGACUUCGACGCCUUGCUCAUUGACACAUCGCGCUAUCCGAUCACCAACUAUCAGCUUCCAGCGGUGCUCACUGAGAAAAAAUCACCCGAAGAGCUACUACUGGAACAGGUUCAAAAAUUCGUCUACGUUGGAGACGACCGAAACAUCGCCAAUGUGUUCGUCGCCGGACAGCAAGUGAAAUGAAUUACAUUCCAAGCGUGAUGAUCGAGUCGUAACAGUGGAAUUGAAAAUGUAGCAUCUUUUUAUCUAAACGAAAUAAAUUAACGUAUAAUUGCAA